Seminavis robusta is the source of this 450-nucleotide messenger RNA. The record is from the annotation of a GenBank genome assembly. NCBI's taxonomy places the organism in Eukaryota, Bacillariophyta, Bacillariophyceae, Naviculales, Naviculaceae.
AUGCCUUCUUGUUACAAUUCGCAAGACACCCCUGAACUAAAAUUUAUCGACGACAUGAAGACCCACGACACCAUCCCAAUCCCUUCUGGUUUUGCGGAACGCCGAGCCAAGAACCUGAUGUUGGCUACUCAAGACUACUCUGAUAUGGAGUUAUUGGCUUUGGUGAUCAAAGACCGACGCGUUUUUGACAGUACAUCUAAUCUGGGAGUGGAUGAUUUUAUGCUCCUUAUCGCCGAAGGUCUCCCUGAUGAAAAUUUACUUAUUGAAGUCUUGAAGCGCAAGAAACUCCAUACUUACUUGACUCUUCUUCAUUCGAUUGAUGAAAUCAUUAAAGAAAUAGAGAUCCGCAAUCUUCGCAACCAGUUGACGAAGAUUGACCGUCUUCGUAUUGCCCAAGCUGCAGCGCCCGAGCUGGCUGCCUCUCAGAUCCAUCGUAAAAUGGACAAAUAG